Molecule: messenger RNA, 1088 nt
Organism: Rubroshorea leprosula
Lineage: Eukaryota; Viridiplantae; Streptophyta; Magnoliopsida; Malvales; Dipterocarpaceae
Source: the annotation of a GenBank genome assembly
ACCAUACAUGUAUAUAGGUAGAAGCAAGAUCCUUUUUCAACUCAAAUCUUCUUCUUCUUAAUUAUUUCCUCCAUUCUCAAUAUCCCUAACAUGGUUAGCGCAGAGGUUGCCCGGAACAUUAUCGGAAUCAUCGGAAAUGUCAUCUCCUUUUUCUUAUUUGCAUCGCCAAUACCAACUUUUGUCAGAAUUUACAAGAAGAAAUCAGUGGAGCAAUUUAAACCAGACCCUUAUAUAGCAUCAGCAAUGAACUGCAUGCUAUGGGUCUUCUAUGGCCUCCCAAUAGUUCAUCCAGAUAGCAUCCUUGUAGUCACCACUAACGGCACUGGACUCGUCUUGGAGCUCAUUUAUCUUACCAUCUUCUUCAUAUAUGCCAAGAAGAAAGGACAACUCAAAGUCAUUGGUUGGUUCAUUGUUGAGCUUGUAUUUUUGGGCAUAGUGGCGACAUGCACAUUGCUGUUAAGAAAAACACAUGAGCAGAGAUCUACUCUUGUUGGCAUCCUUUGUGUCGUUUUUGGAGGUUUAAUGUAUGCUUCGCCCCUAACAAUCAUGAGGAAGGUGAUUAAAACAAAGAGCGUCAAGUAUAUGCCCUUUUUUCUGUCACUUGCAAACUUUCUUAAUGGAGUUAUAUGGGUAGCAUAUGCCCUAAUUCGCUUUGAUCUCUAUAUCUUGAUUGGGAAUGGUUUUGGAGCAAUUUUUGGAACGAUACAGCUAAUUCUAUAUGCAUGCCAUUACAAAUCUACCCCAAGAGAUGAUGGCGGCGACGGGAAGCUAGCGGCGGAGCUGCAGCUCCCUACUCAUAGUGGAAAAACACGGCCGUAGCUUGUUCUCCGGCAACAAAUUUUCUGUUUUUAUAUUUUUUGGAUUGAUAAUUCAUGCAUUUAUGUUAUUUUCUUCUGUAAACAUAAUUAUAUAUAAUUUAUAAUUAUAAUAUCAUAUAAUAUUAUAAUUAUAUUAUUUUUAUUUAUAUCGUAGAAAAUAACAAGGUCUAUCUGUUUAGCACCUGUUAGGAAUAGCAAACAGAUUCACGGCCAUUUGUUUUUAUGUAGAUAAUUAGUUGAUUGUUGAAACAAUAAUAUUUUCAAAAUUCA